CCUCCAAGACCAGCAGACCCAGGGGCAGACACAGCCCAGAAAUUGUACUGGUCCCAACCCACAGCUGAGGCAGGGGAGGAGCUCCGGGGAGAUACAUCCAUGCCAGUGCUGUACAGCCCUGAAUGGGAGGCCUCCAGCCCUGCGUCUCCUCCUGCUCCUGUUUGACCUCUGACCUUUGGGAGGGGAGUGUCCUCGGACACCAGUUUCUCCACCCAUUGUGUCAUGUGUUGCUAUUGGGCAAAGAGAAAUUGAGGUUCUGGGGAUGGAGAUGUGAAGAGGGAAACCAGUGGCUUCUCAGAGAAGACUCAGAAUGUGCAACAACCCCCUCCUCCAAGGCAGCCCCUUUAAGCUGGGGUGUGAGACAGAGGCCUGACUACAGCAAGAGACCAUGCAGAUGAGGAAUCCUUCUCCAUGAGGGGUUCCUAGCAGGGCAGCCUGGCAUCCAGCCCCGGAAGAACCCAGACCUUUGUUGCGCCUCACCUGUUUCUAUUUGUGGCCUGCAGGGGGCAGCAGUGACCACACUUUGACUUGGAAGAGGGCUGGUUUCCAACGCAGGAGAGGAUUAAAGUAGCGACAAGACUGUUUCCCCGUGGCCUAGGACAGGGAAAUGACACUGACUCUGGCACUAAGGCUUGGAGAAUCCUGUCCCCAGAGCAGAUGACUUUGAGCUCUUUGUCUAGGUGGGUGUUUGUCUACGAAAAGGGAUACCAGACUUCAAGUGGCCUCAUCAGCAGUGUGUCUGUGAAACUCAAGGGCCUGGCUGUGACCCAGCUCCAGGGCCUGGGGCCCCAGGUCUGGGAUGUGGCUGACUAUGUCUUCCCAGCACAGGGGGACAGCUCCUUUGUAGUUAUGACCAAUUUCAUCGUGACCCCUCAGCAGGCUCAAGGCUACUGUGCAGAGAACCCAGAAGGUGGCAUAUGUCAGGAUGAUAAUGGCUGCACUCCAGGAAAAGCAGAGAGGAAGGCCCAAGGUAUUCGCUCAGGCAAGUGUGUGCCCUUCAAUAGCACAGUGAAGACCUGUGAGAUCUUUGGCUGGUGUCCUGUGGAGGUGGAUGACAAGAUCCCAAGCCCUGCUCUUCUCCACGAGGCUGAGAAUUUCACCCUCUUCAUCAAGAACAGCAUCAGCUUUCCACGCUUCAAGGUCAACAGGCGCAACCUGGUGGAGGAGGUGAAUGGCACCUACCUGAAGAGAUGCCUCUUCCACAAGACCCUGCACCCGCUGUGCCCAGUCUUCAGCCUUGGCUAUGUGGUGCGCGAGUCAGGCCAGGACUUCCGCAGCCUGGCUGAGAAGGGUGGGGUGGUUGGCAUCACCAUCGACUGGGAGUGUGACCUGGAUUGGCACGUAAGGCACUGCAAACCCAUCUACCAGUUCCAUGGACUAUAUGGGGAGAAAAAUCUGUCUCCAGGCUUCAACUUCAGGUUUGCCAGGCACUUUGUGCAGAACGGGACAAACCGUCGUCACCUCUUCAAGGUGUUUGGGAUUCGCUUUGACAUCCUUGUGGAUGGCAAGGCCGGGAAGUUUGACAUCAUCCCUACUAUGACUACCAUCGGCUCUGGAAUUGGCAUCUUUGGAGUGGCCACAGUUCUUUGUGAUCUCUUGUUGCUCCACAUCCUGCCCAAGAGGCAUUACUACAAGCAGAAGAAGUUCAAAUACGCGGAGGACAUGGGGCCUGGGGAGGGUGAACGUGACCCCGCGGCCACCAGCUCCACUCUGGGCCUGCAGGAGAACAUGAGGACCUCUUGACCUAAGCCUUGGGCUCUGGACUCGACUCAGUGUGCGGUUUCCGGCAAGGGCUGGUGGCUUCGAGCCAGGGCAGAGGCCAUUCCCAGGGGCUUUCCUACCAGGCAGACACCAAGUUGCCCCUCUAGUUCAGAGUGGAGACAGGCGAGACACUGCAAUUCCGAGCUUUGGGUCCAGUUCCACACUUCCCCUCCUGAGGGGUGCCCCCUGCAGUUUCAGCCACUCUGGGUUCAUGUGGUUGGGCUCCUCACACACCUAGACCUUAGCUUUGUGUUUAUGGCUCCGGCUCUCACUGUCCAUCCCAGGGCCUCACCUUCCUAGAUUUGUGCUCUUCCAUAUGGAAGCCGCUAGCCAGAUGUGACAAUUUGAACUUAAAAUAUGAUAAAAAAAAAAAUAUGCCUCCGUUGAACUAGCUAAGUGGACAUGUGUGGCCCAUGGCUACCACACUGGACAGCAUAGGAUGUUUUUCAGUGAGGGAAGUUCUGAAGGAAUUCCCUGGGAGGCUCAUCAACGGUGCAGGUGCCUGGCACACAGCCCACCUCCUAAACCAGAAACACAGGCCACUUUGUACCUGAGGCUUAAGAACGGCUGUCCUGGAGCUUUUGGACUUGUAAGCUCCCAAUCAGCCUCAGGUCAGCCCCAGCCGGCAGCUGUAAGCACUGAGCAGGGGCUCAAACACCCAGCAAGUGUGUAGUGUGCCCGUGUGCCACACAGGCAUUCACAAACCCCCAUGUGCACACACCUCCUACACACACACACACACACACACACACACACACACACACACACACACUCCUCCACCCCCACUGUGGGUUGGAACAGCUUGGGUACUCCAAGUGCAGCCAUCUGAACACACCUACACCCCCAGGCAGGGACACAUGGUCUCCAUACAGUGUCCCCCCCACCCCACAUGGGACGAUGCUCCUUCCUGAGGGAGGCAGGCCAGCCCAGCCCUUCUUAGCCACAGAACCUUACUCAGCUACCUCAGAUGGAGGUAUAAGCUUGAUGAAUCCUGGCUCCUUGCCUGUGGCCCAGUCCCAGCUUCCGUGGCCUGUUCCGUGGCCCAGCUUGGUUGGAACAUGAAGGCUGAGGAGGCAAGGGGUGGGGCACAAUAAAAAGAAAUGGGGACAAA
This is a messenger RNA of Peromyscus maniculatus bairdii (prairie deer mouse), 2872 nucleotides long. RefSeq names its product purinergic receptor P2X 1 (gene P2rx1). Gene Ontology annotation, molecular function: purinergic nucleotide receptor activity; extracellularly ATP-gated monoatomic cation channel activity; ATP binding. The record is from RefSeq and is a predicted model, not a curated record. Lineage: Eukaryota; Metazoa; Chordata; Mammalia; Rodentia; Cricetidae. Gene Ontology annotation, cellular component: plasma membrane. Gene Ontology annotation, biological process: calcium ion transmembrane transport; response to ATP.